AUGAGUACCUUCGACGACUUCGGCGAUCUCGAGUGGGGAAAUUCAAGGCCGAAUCCUGUUCGGUUCGCGGACUGCUUCGACCGCCUCCCGGUCAAUACACCUUCGAACCACGCUCACAUCAUUGACUUGUCCUCGUACAAGCCGGCAGAAAUUGGCGGGCAGUAUGAUCUGAAGCUUCAAGACGCGGUUGUUACCCUGAUUUUCAACAUCUCGAAGGGUCUCCUCAAGCGAUUCCUGAGCGCUAGCAUCAAAACCUUCAAGAUGGUUCACCAACUUCAACUGGGGCCAUCGAACAUGAAGCUCAUCAUCUGGAGGCGGGGAAAUCAAGUUCUUGUCGGGCAGUACAUUGAGUACCCGGAUAGCAAUCUCGUCGAGUGGGACAACCUCAUCCGUUAUGUCAUCAACUUUGACGGUACCUGGGAUAUUACUGAAGCCUCUUUCGGAAAAUACACUCGAAGCAAACUCAUUGACGCCUGGAUUGGGGCUUUUGUGCAACCCAUCCUCAACAGAGAGAUCACGGCUUCUAACGACAAAGAUAUGGCAAAGCUUGCGACUAGUUCCGCUAACUAUAUCCUCAUGUGCAAGUGCUGGAAUGCAGAAGAGGGCUUCAAGUGGACGAUUAAGACGACUUGGUAG
Cucurbitaria berberidis CBS 394.84 is the source of this 636-nucleotide messenger RNA. RefSeq lists its product as uncharacterized. The transcript is spliced from 2 exons. The coding region runs from base 1 to 636 and encodes 211 amino acids. Lineage: Eukaryota; Fungi; Ascomycota; Dothideomycetes; Pleosporales; Cucurbitariaceae. The record is from RefSeq and is a predicted model, not a curated record.